GUGACGUCAUCGCCCGUCCCUGAGCAAGAUGGCGGCGGCGUCGUCGUCGUGACCGCGCGGGCUUGAGGCGGCAGCGAGGAGGCGACGCGAGCGACGAUGGCGCCUCCGGUGAAGACGAAGAAGGCGGCGGCGGCGGCUUUGACAGGGAAGACGACGGGAACGAAGCAGCCGGUGAAGCAGCCGGUGAAGCAGGAGGACCUGAGGCGACUCAUGCGGGAGAAGCAGCGGGAGAAGCAGCGCUCGGCGGCCGCCGUCACCAAGCGCAUCGACUCCCCGCUCGCCAGGUACAACAGCCUGGGCCACCUUUACUGCGUCGUUUGCAACAUUCCAAUCAAGAGCGAGCUGCUCUGGCAGACGCACAUCUUGGGAAAGCUGCACAAGGAGAACAUUGCCGAUGCAAAGAAGAAUUCAACAACACCUACAGUCGCCCAGCUUCCACAGAAAAGGAAGCAGCCCAGUGUCAAUGAUAAUGUUGGUCAGACUUCUUCUUCACAAGCUGCUGGGCUUUCGGGAAAAUCUUUUGACAAGUCAGCGGCAGCUCCACUGUCAAAGAAGUCUUUGCUCAUAGGAGGGUAUGAUGAUGAAGACGAUGAUGAUGACGAUGACGACGAUGACGAUGAUGAAGAUGCAGUCAAAGAAGAAUGCAAAGGGGAGGAAGAUGGCAAAGCCACCAGCAACAACACAAAUUCUACAGCCAGCAGCCUUCCAGGUGGUUCGUUUCACUCUGGCGCUGCUGCACCACCACCUCCUGUGUCCCACUCGGGAACAAUCACCAAGGCCGGAGAAACGGAGAUGAAGGCUGAGAAGCCGAAAGAAAAUACCGUUGAAGCAUUACCAGAAGGGUUUUUUGAUGACCCAGUGAUGGAUGCGAAGGUACGGAAGGUAAAUCUCCCCAAAGAGCAGAUGGAGAAGGAGUGGGAAGAAUUCCAGAAAGAGAUGAGACAGCAGACCAUGGUGUCGGAGGCGCUGCAGGCGGAAGAUGACGAGGAGGUCCGAGUGGAGCGGCAGAUUAAGGAGAUAGACGAGCAGAUCGAGUGCUACCGUCGCGUCGAGAUGCUGCUCGACAAGCGCCACUCGCUCAAAGAGAAGCUCAAGGACACGCUGGCGGACCGGGACAAUGUAGACGAAGAGGACGAUGAUGACGAGGAGCUACGGAACUUCUUGUCUGGUGAUUGGAGGGCUAAAGGCACGUGGCUGUGAUGUCCAUGUGCAAUUGCUGUACAAUAUUUCUGAGUUUGUGAUAUGAUCUGUGUAAAGGACAGUUGCUCACCUGGUGUGUAGUAUGGUUCAUCUAAGAGAUUACCUGCCCUUUUGAUCAUGUGUUUGUAACCAUGUAAAUAAUAAAGUUGAAGAAAUUGAAUUUUGUAAUCAU
This is a messenger RNA of Lethenteron reissneri (Far Eastern brook lamprey), 1372 nucleotides long. RefSeq names its product zinc finger protein 830 (gene ZNF830). Gene Ontology annotation, biological process: mitotic DNA damage checkpoint signaling; mitotic DNA replication checkpoint signaling; nuclear DNA replication. Gene Ontology annotation, cellular component: nucleus; spliceosomal complex. The record is from RefSeq and is a predicted model, not a curated record. Lineage: Eukaryota; Metazoa; Chordata; Hyperoartia; Petromyzontiformes; Petromyzontidae. Gene Ontology annotation, molecular function: zinc ion binding; nucleic acid binding.